Messenger RNA from Clupea harengus (Atlantic herring), 4689 nucleotides. Its product is annotated as protein SOGA1. Gene Ontology annotation, biological process: regulation of autophagy. NCBI's taxonomy places the organism in Eukaryota, Metazoa, Chordata, Actinopteri, Clupeiformes, Clupeidae. The transcript is spliced from 11 exons. Bases 250 to 4689 code for a protein of 1479 amino acids. The record is from RefSeq and is a predicted model, not a curated record.
UGGGCGAAACGAGACCUAAGACGCGUGCAGUAUACAGCAGUGACAUCACAAGUCUUGACCAACUGACCUUGUGGGUUCGGCGAUGAACAACAGCUUUAAAUCGCCUUCAGGUCUCUAGACUCAUCACAGACGGAUGUGGCAAAAAUUUAGAUCGCCUUUUAUUCCGCUGUUUACGAAGACCUAAGUGAUAUAUAGUGUCAUUUGGGUUUCUUUAAAAAGACCACACUUCUACAGUGCCAAACUUGGUUAAUGACGAAGGCAAAGGAAGAGGCAAAUUCUGCACCUCGCGCGCGACCGAAGAAGCGCCGAAGUGGACAGGAGAUGGACGAUGGAGAGGGAGACUCCUGCGCGCAACCAGAUCGAGCGCACGGGCGGCAGUUUGUAGGGCAGCACGCGUCACUCCACGGCUACGGUUCGCCCCAAACAAAUGAGGUGCCGUUGCCAGUAAAACCUCAAGACGCACAGUCAAGCAAACCUGUCACCAAGACCAGCGUAGGAACGACAACCCUUCGCCGCACCCCGAGCGGAGGAAAAGAAAUGAAACCAGAGAAGGGAAAAGUGUCCGGGAAAGUCAAGCAACCGAGCGGUGGUAGCCUCAAGAGUCGCAAUAAAUCGUCAGGACGGAGGAAACUGUCCGACGCCAGCAACACUUCUGAUGAGCUAAGCAAAGACUCAGGAUGCGCUACUGGAAAGUUGUCGUCCGCAGACAGCAGCUCAGAGAUGUCGGACUGCACGUCGGAGGAGAAUAAACUUUCUACCGACACCCAGUGCAGCGACAUUGAGUCAAAUAGCCGGGAUGGAGACAGGACUGACCUGGGGGACAGUGUCUCGGACAUCAGAAGUGAAGACACAAACAUCAUCAGUUCAACAGGGGCCAAUAACUCUCUGGCUCCUGGGACUGGUAGCGUCUCCCCUGUAGACGAGCGGUCCUUCGCCUCACUGGACAGUCGACUGAAUUUUAGCUCCUCGGUGGCAUUUUCUGACCUGACGGGAGAGUAUGUUGAUGGAAUGCACGACGAACUUCUCCGAGAGAUUGAGGAUUUAAGAUCAGAAAACGAAUAUUUAAAAGAUGAGAUGGAGGAGCUGCGUUCAGAGAUGCUGGAGAUGCGUGACCUGUUCCUGGAGGAGGACGUUUACCAGCUUCAGGAGCUGAGACAGCAGCUGGACCAGGCUAACAAGAUGUCCCGCAUCCUGCAGUACCGGCUGCGCAAGGCCGAGAGACGCAGUCUGCGCGUGGCCCAGACCGGACAGGUGGACGGGGAGCUCAUUCGCGCGCUGGAACACGAUGUCAGGGUGGCGAAGAGCGUGUCUCUGCGUCUCCAUGGCGAGCUGGAGUCGGUGCAGAAGAAGAAGGCCCAGCUGGAGUGGGAGAAUGUGGAGCUGCGCGAGCGAACGCAAGACCUGGAGGUGGCCAAUCAGGUCCUGCACAAUGAGAUGGACAAGACCCGAGAGAAUUCUCUGAGGAGGAGAAGCUUGAGGACAUCGUCUGGCAAGUCUGAAAGGAAGCUUUCCCCACAGGAUGACAGUGCUGAUCUGAAGUGCCAGCUGCACUUUGCCAAAGAGGAGUCUGCACUCAUGUGCAAGAAGCUGACCAAGAUGGUAUCUGAGAACGAGACCAUGGGCCAGGAGCUGGCCAAGUACCGCUUGCUCUACGGCGACGUCGACAACACACAGGUGUCUGACAGCAUGGCCAACUCGCCUCUCGCACGUGAAGCUGAGGUCAAAGUUCACCUGAGGCUGGUGGAGGAGGAGGCCACGCUGCUGAGCCGGCGGAUCGUGGAGCUGGAGGUGGAGAACCGUGGCCUGCGGGCGGAAAUGAGCGAAAUGAGGGACAGGAGAGGAGGAGGAGCAGGAGGAGGAGCAGGAGGGGUAGAGGAGGAAGAUGAACCGAUGGAGGGGGCGGGGGAGCAUCUCGUUGUGCCAGUCUGUAACGACAGGCAUGAGUUGGGUGAGAGGCAGACUGCUGUCAGUGUGAAGGACAUUGCACAGGGUCGGCCUAUAACAUUAGUCACUAAACAAAUACAGACGGAAGAAGGGUAUUCUGUGGAGGUUACCCGUCUGGGUCAUAACCCUGAAGAACAGGAGAAGGCCAAGAAAAAUGGUGCUGACCUUUUGAGCUCUCACACAGACCUCAACCUGAAAGACCUGAAGACUCUUCGCGAUCAGGCCCUGCUGGUCAGUUCUGCCAUUGACCUCCUGAGAGCGCCUGCAAAAAAUGGCCUCUCGCCCUGUUCCAACCAGAAAACGCCUCCGCUGUCCCCUUACCUGGCCAAACCAGAGGCAGACCAUCACUCCCCCAGCGCUCUCCCCCGGCCUCGGGACCUACCCUCCCUAAACCCCCUCUCAGGCGAGCUGGAGGUGUUACAGUUUCAGCUACAGGUUCUUAUUGAGCGAGUGAAGAGUUUAAUGGACACAGGAGAAGGCAGGAAGGCCCACAGCUGGGGACCAUGUGACCCAGCGCCUCCUCUAGAGACCAGGGAGGUCCAGAAGGAGGUACUGUUGGGGAAGGUGGACCUGUCCCCGGGAUGUCCGUGUGGUCAGGAGACCCUGGUGCUCCUCACCCUGCAGCUUCGCUGGUUCCUGCAACAGUGGCGACAGGGCGAGGAAGUGAAAGACCUGUUUGAGGUGGGCUGCCAAAAGAAACUACGUCUCCUGAUGGAGGGGGAGGAGACCUCGGACUCUGAGGAGGCCAAUAAGAUGAGCCCCACAGCCUCAAAGCCCUUCCUCAAACAGGUGAACGGUGAUGAAGACAUGGCUCUGUUGGACCUAACGGCGGCCCUGCAGGACCUGGGCUCUGAGCUGCAGGAGGAGCGGCGGGCGAGCCUGGAGCUGGCACAGCGGUUUGCCUGUGCCAAAGCAGCCUGGGCCGUGGAGAGGAGCGAGCUGAGGAGCAUCGUCAGCAGGCUUGAGGGCACGGCCAGCAAGGCGUCGGUGAAGAACCUCCCGGACCUGAAGGUGGCGCUGCAGAGGGACCACGUGGAGAAACUGCAGCAUCUGUUGGCCGACUCGUACGCGGCGGUGAUGGAGUUGACGCGGCAGAUGAAGGUGCGCGAGCGCAACUGGAGCUGCGAGAAGCAGGAGCUGCUGGAGUACCUGCACCAGCUGCAGACGGAGCAGCCGGCCUGCCAGACCAGCAGCCAGGGGAAUAUGGCUGAGUCUUCUGGUGGCAAGAUGUCUGACAGUGGAAGAUCCUGGGGAACAGAGAGGACUAAGCCCAAGCUUGCUCCGUCCGAUGCCUCCAAUAAAAACUGGCUCUACCUGAGUGAGGAGGCAGCGCUGCUGGACCAGCCGGAGGCCUGUAAGACGUGGGACGUCCCCGUCAUGCCUCCCCGGUUCCCUGGCCUGGACCUGCAGCUGGAGUCCACCCAGAGGAGCCACACGGCCCCGGAGAAGACCGCUCUGAGGAUCUACUACAGCCCACCGUCCGCCCGCAGAGUGCACCUCUCCAAGCUGACCUGGGACAAAGAGGACAUGUAUGUGGAGGGGAAGAUGAGGGAGAGGCAGGCUGGAGUUUUCCCGCCUGGACCGGCGAGGAGCAGAGGGAAUGAGGGCGUCGGGUCUCUGAGCUUUCAGGGUGGGCUGCCGCUGGAGUGCAACGGCGGCGGCAGCCCCACCGGGGGCGCCAGCAGGCUGCCCUGCGGCUUCCAGCCUCCCCCCGGCUUCCCCUCUGCCUCGCUCCUAUCCUUCGGGACCCUGCAGGCGUUGGCUAACCUGAGCGACGACAUGAAGGAGAUGACGGCCAGCGUGCGCGGGGCCAGCCGAGGCAGCUCCCUGGAGAGGGGCCGGAGCCUGAUGAAAGACGCCUGGAGCCAGACGGCUGCAGCCGCCCAGGCACAGAGCCAGAGCCGGCCAGGGGCCCACACCGUGAGCACGGGCAUGCAGACAGACGGCGUCAGGGGCCUCUCGUCCGGGAAGUACUGGUCCCCCCGUGGCACCACCGCCUCGCUGGUGUCCCCCCGCGCCCAGCAGAUGUCCUCGUCCCUGGAGCGGGUGGCCAGCCGGGUGGAGAAGCCUCCACCAUGCUCCACCUCACCUAAACUCUACCGCCGGCAUUCAGCGUCUUCCCCAUUCUCCUCAACUUCCUCCUCUUCUUCGCCUCCCUCAUCGUUCCUCUCGCCCUCCCUCUCCUCUUCCUCGUCCUCGACCGGCCCGUCCCGGCUGGAGGCCCCCAAAGAGCGCGGGCUGUGGGGUCUGUCCCAGAAGGGCUCUGUGGGCUCGGCCUGGGCCCGCUCCACCACCAGCAGAGCCGGCUCCGUCACGGCGGCAAACACAGACAAGCCGGCCGGCCGCAAGUCCGUUGGGAUCCACCGCUACGGCCUGGUCCAGGAGUUCCUGCGCAACGUGUGCGGUCGCACAGACAAGCCGGCGACGGGAGGGGCGGAGAGGACCGGGGCGCCCACGGUACGGAGGGACAGCAUCGGCUCGGCGGGACAGAAGAAGGCCGAACGGCCGGCGUCACGGGUACCGCUGGUGCGGAACGACAGCGUGACAAAGAUUGUCAACCGGAGGUUCAUGAAGCAGGGGCAGAAGGAGGAGAGAGACGGAUCCUGUGACUGCAGCUCCCGUUCGUUGACUUCCUGCUUCGCUCGCCCCUCCCGCUCCAACCUCCACCACGCCCACGCCCAGUGUCGGCUCCGCCCACACGACUGCCCCACAGCAGCUGCGGUGAGGAGCAGCUCCAACCCUUAG